AUGGAUUUAGAUAAAUACAACACCUUUGGAAAGUGUAGGUUUUGCCACUCCGAAGGCUUUCACAGGGAUUUAAUGACGGAAUAUAAUCUUAAUGGUCUACGUGAAGUUUAUUUUGAUAUUUUUCAAGAAUGCUUUAAUUUAUAUCUUUGCAUUGCAUCAGAUCAAAGCAAACUCAUUUGUUUAGCUUGUAUAAAACAAUUAGAAGAUGCAAAAAACUUUCGGGCUAUGGUUGUCAAAGCUGAACAAGAUUUGCUCGAGAUUUCUGAGCGGGAACCAUUCUUCGUAAACCUAAAUGAUAAAUGGACAAAGCCAACAGAUUGUUUAUACGAGGUAAAAAUAGAGGACAAAGUAAAAUCAGAAGAUGAAUACUCGUCAGAUCCUGAUUUCAAUACGGAAUAUAGUUUAACAUUAGACAGUGAAGAUGAACUGGUAAAAGGAGAGGCUGAAUUAAUAUCAAGGUUUUCAAAAGAAACCUUAAAACCUUUACCGACUCGUGCCACCAUUUACAAUACGUGCUGUAACUAUGCAAAACAUUUGGACUCGUUAAAAGGAAAGAAAAUUACAGCUGCUGCGCUUAACUUGCUUUUUCAUAAACAAAAAAAGUGCUCGUCCAUCUAUCUAACAGAAAAAUCAGCUCUAGUAAACAACAUCACAGAACUUUUGCAAAACACCAACAUGGCUCCGUUCAAACGGAUGAGGCGAGCGGGAAUCCUCUGUUUUUACUGUUCAAAAACUGUCGACAGCUUCUUAGAUCUUCACAUUCACCAAGACACGGAAAACUGCAAGGAGACCAUGAACAAAAUACUCAACAAACGCUGCGCGGAGAGUUUAGUUAUAUAUUCCCAUAUUACGGAAUUAAAAUGUACUAUAUGCGACACUGAAUUGGAGUAUAAUAGUUUAAAAACGCACUUAAUGACGGUACACAAAAAAAAAUUCUACCCUCAAGGCAACGAUCGCGUUGUACCCUUCAAACUUAUAAAAGGAAAUGAGUUCCACUGUCAAAUAUGUGGCUUCAGCUUCGAAACAUUCGGAUCUAUAGAACGACAUAUGAACACCCAUUACAGAAAUUAUGUCUGCGACCAAUGUGGAGCUGGUUACAUGACGAAGAGCCGGUUAAAAGUCCACUGGAGGUAUUCACACAGUACUGGGGCUUUCCCGUGUGAUACCUGCAAGAAGGUCUUCCCGUCUCAGCACAAGUACAACUGUCAUGUUGAUGCUGUUCACCGUUCUGUCAAGAAGAAUAAGUGCACAAAGUGUCCAGCUAGAUUCGCAGAUUACUUCAACAAACACAAGCACAUGGUGGAGGUUCACGGGGAACCCCCGCUAGAGUAUAAAUGCAACGUUUGCGAUGCGGUUUUCAAGAGACGGUAUGCUUUAUUGUGUCAUGUGAGAAGACGGCACCUGGAAGUGAAGAAUAUUGAAUGCAAAAUGUGUAGUUAUAAGUGUUAUACGACAACUGAGUUAAAAGUGCACAUGAUCAAGCAUGUUGGUGAACGGACCUAUCAGUGUACUGUGUGUAAAAAGGCAUAUGCCCGGAAGAAAACGUUGAAGGAGCAUAUGCGGAUACAUACGAAUGACAGGAGGUAUGUGUGUGCGGUCUGUGGUCAGGGUUUUGUACAGAACUGCAGUUUAAAAGGUCACAUGCGGUCACAUCAUGCUGAUUAUGUAAACGAAAUGGGUUUAAAUUAG
Molecule: messenger RNA, 1689 nt
Organism: Leptosia nina
Lineage: Eukaryota; Metazoa; Arthropoda; Insecta; Lepidoptera; Pieridae
Source: the annotation of a GenBank genome assembly